AUGGAAUUGAGAAGUUCAUCUUCGACAACAUUAAAUAAUGGCACGACCACAACUACAAUUCGAGAAGAUAUUAGGAGAGUUAUUAUAGAAACAUCGGAGAGAGGAUUAAUUCAUACAUCCAAAUGGCUCGGAGAGCAAGUAAUAUCACUUCCGAUAGAGACUUUGAACUCGGUACAAACUUGUAAAACAAUCACGACAAAUACUAUUCAACCAAACGAACAAAUAUUAUAUGAUCAUUUUGUUUUUGCUAAAACAUUAUUUGAAUCCAAAGAAUAUGCUCGUUGUUCGUUUAUAUUACAAAAACAAACAAAACCUUUCACAGAUGAAUUAUCCAAAAAUUCGAAAGGAUUAUCAUCAUUUUGCAAAAAGUGUCUCUUUCUAGAAUAUUAUUCGCUGUUUUUAUCGGGUGAGCAAAUGAAAGAACAGGAGGUAUUGGAAUAUAGUUUAAAUAAUUCUUCCACCUCGACUACUGCUGGUGUUGGUGCUUCCGCAAAUGCUCAUCAUCAAAUGAUUCAUCAGCAACGGACCCAGCAAAAACACCACAACCAAACUCAAAACAAAUAUUUACGGACACUUCUUGCUGAUUUGAAAGUGUUACACAACCUAGAUCAAAUGGACUCGUACCUGUAUUACAUUUUCGGAAUUGUACUCAAAGAAAUGGAGAUGAAAAUUAAGGCUUUAGAUUGUUUUAUCAAAAGUGUAAAUUAUGAACCUUUAAUGUGGGGAAGUUGGAUGGAAAUUGUUUACAUUUUAAUCGAUUUAAUGCAAGACACGACACAAAACGAUAACAAUCAAGCAGGUCUUCUUCCAGCUACUUUUAAAAAAUUUAAGAGCAAUACAAAACAACAUUGGAUGAUGAAGAUGUUCAAAUCUCGGCUGCAAUUAGAGACGCUUUCCAAUCAAGGAAGUUUCACUCAACUCGACUAUGAAGAGACGACAAACAAUGAAAAUCAAACCUACAAUCUCAUUCAAGAACUAUCCUCUCAGUUCCCAUAUUCCAAUUAUUUAUUUUCUCAACUUGCCAUGCUCAGUUACCAUCAACAAGAUUUCCAACAGGCACAAGAGUAUUUUGAACACAUCAAAAAGAAUGACCCUUAUCGAUUGGAAUGUCUAGAUACCUACUCUAAUAUUUUGUACGUACGAGAAGAAAAGUCAAGUUUAAGCAAAUUGGCUCAUCAACUUCACUCGAUUGACAAGUACCGUGUUGAGACAUGUUGUGUCAUUGGAAAUUACUAUAGCUUACGAGGGGAACAUGAAAAGGCAGUAUUGUAUUUUAAGCGAGCUCUCUCAUUGGAUCCCAAAUAUUUAUCAGCAUGGACGCUCAUGGGCCACGAAUAUAUUGAAAUGAAAAACACCAAAGCAGCAGUGAAUGCCUACAGAAGCGCUGUUGAAAUUCAAUCGACAGACUAUAGAGCUUGGUAUGGAUUAGGACAAACAUAUGAAAUGCUUGACAUGUCUGAUUAUGCUCUCUAUUAUUAUAGCAAGUCGUGCAGCUUGAGACCAUACGACGGAAGAAUGUGGGCAGCUCUUGCCAAUUGCUAUGAAUCGUUGGAACAGUACGAUGAUGCUCUCAAAUGUUAUCAACGUGCAUUCGAUAAUAGAGGAGAACAAUUAAGCACUCUAUUGAAAAUGGCAAAUAUCUACCGGAGAUUGGAUCAAAAUGAUCGAGCUGUGGAAUUAUAUUUGAAAUGUUUGGGUCAUUCUCCCAGUAAUAAUGUUGACGAAGAUAAUGAUCAACAACUACUCUCAACACAACUUCAUCAACAAUUAAGCUCGGCCGAUGAGGCAGGAAUUUUAUUGUUCCUUGCUGACUAUUAUUAUGAAGCGGCUCAACACGAUGAACAAUUUAUUGAAAAUGUGAAACAAUAUUGUAUGUUAUUAAUGGACGAUCGGUUCACUGGACUUCCUGAGAGAGAUUCUGCAACUCAAUUAUUGCAUUCCUUAAACGGAGGAGGAAGUCUCAAUAACACCAUGGCAACUACGUCCUCUCAUCGUUCCACACUAUUGGGUCAGGAUUCACUAUUGAUGUCUCGAGAUCAGCAACAACAACAACAAUCAAGAAUAUUCGGUGGUGGCGUACUCAACCCACAAGACUAUUCCAUUGGUGGAAGUGACGCUUUGAAUUUCUUGCAGUAG
Molecule: messenger RNA, 2136 nt
Organism: Naegleria lovaniensis
Lineage: Eukaryota; Heterolobosea; Eutetramitea; Acrasida; Naegleriidae
Exons: 1
Coding region: 1-2136 (711 amino acids)
Biological process (GO): cell division
Cellular component (GO): anaphase-promoting complex
Molecular function (GO): protein binding
Source: RefSeq, a predicted model, not a curated record